UAUUACAUGACAUUCAUAUAUGGAUGAUUGCUCUGAGUUUUGCCGUGUGUAUUCACUUCAUUCUCAGCAAAAAUGAAGCUUUGAAUAUGUUUAAGACUUAAGAAGCUGACCUCAACAAGAAAAUAAAUAUUAUGAUUAGAUAAAGGAGGAGAGUAUGAAUCUGUUGACUUUUCUGAAAUUUUAACAUUGCUUGAUGUUUGUGGCAUGUUGGGCGGUUGAAGUGGCCAAAAAUUUGGUCUUUGCUGGUUGAGUUAAGCUCUUCGGACUUUCAUAGUUGAGCUACAGCUCCAACCAUGGGAGGUCUCGUCUCUCCCACCGCUCAUCAUCUAUUGCGUCUCCUGCUCUCCUCCUCUCUGAGCAAGCGAAGGGAACCCAAUUCGGCACCAUAUUGAAGAAGGUUCGUUAAAGUUCAUUUUAAAAUCAAGUACAUGUUUUCAAAUUUUGGGCGUUGGGUGCUUCUACUAAUUAUGGCACUAGAAUUUAUCGGUGGAACACUGUUUACGCUGCUCUAUGAUGGCGUUAAGCAAGCCAUGAGCAAGAGCGGCACCUUUAAAUCCCUUCUCGGAGAUCUCAAAUCCACCCUAGACUCUUUGGUGGCUAGAGACAUCCAACAAAUUGGAGAGCAUAACGUCGAAUUGGGUCUCCCAAAUGAGGAAAUCGAAGGUCUCAAAAUGCUAAUGGAGGAAGGUGUAAAGCUCGUUGAGAAGCUAUCGAACUUUCACAUGUGGAACUACUGCUGCUUAAAUGAUUACAGUGAGCAGAUUGUUGAAUUGGAUAGGGCUCUGAAAAGAUUGUUGCAGAAAUUGAAGAUGCAAGAAGCAAGGGAUGUGAAGGAGGUGUUGGUUUUGGCAAGGCAAAACCGAGACAAGCUCGAUGAAGUGAAUAGAAGACUGUUGGAUAUACAGAAAUUGCUGCAGGAGAGAGCUGGGGAUGUCACGGAGAGCUCGGUUUCAGGAGGCAAUGCGGAGACGGUGCGGGAGCAAAGUCAAGGGAAUGGUGAGCAACAAGUGACGUCGUUCGAUGGAGGGACUUCUCUACAAGCAGUUUUUGUUGUGUUGUUUGAUGUGGUUAUAGAAGUGAAGGACAAGACUACGGUGUUUAAACCCCUCCUUGGAGAUCUCAAAUCCACACUAGACUCCUUAAAACCAUUGAUCGAAGAGAUUGCAAAACAUAACAAAGUAUUAGAUCGCCCAAAGGAGGAACUAGAAAAUUUUAGAAAUCAAAUGGAAAUGGGUGUAGAGCUCAUCCGCAAGUGCUCCAAGGUUCGUUUGUGGUCCAGCUGCAAACAGUAUAAAUACAGGGACAAACUUUUGGGAUUGGAUGAAUCUCUUCAAAAGCUGUUAAAUAUACUAAAAGUGCAGGUAGCAAGAGAUGUGAAGGAGACGUUGGUUUCAGUAAAAAAUAUAGAGGCAGUGAUCCAGAAAAUUGAAGGAAGUGGUCUGGUGCAAGAUCAAAUUCAAACUAAAGGUUGGGGUGCAUUACCUGAACCUUUAUCGCCUAGAGUUGGAUUGGAUUUAGUGAACGUGCAGGGAACAAGGGAUGUGAAAGAGACAUUGGUUUCAGCUAGGAAUACAAAGGCGGUUGUUGAUAAAAUUGAAGGGAGUGGCGCGGUACAAAAUCAAAGGGCAGCCGAAAAUCAUAGCAGGAAUAUAGAUUCAAAUGCUAGCAGGAGCAGAGGGAGUGAAUUUUCGGAGGCAGUAACCCGACGAAUGGACAAGUCACAGAGUGAUGGGAAAAUUUUGGAGACAUCCAACUUAAGAAUUUUCAGUUUUUCAGAGUUGAAGGCUGCUACUAGGAAUUUCCGCGGAGACACAAUGGUUGGUGAGGGAGAAUAUGGGCAGGUUUUCAAAGGUUUGGUGUAUGAGAAGACACUUGCACCUUCUAAGGUUGGCAUAGGAUCACCUGUUGCUAUCAAGAAAUUGAACCCAGGAAGUGCAAAAGGUUUUCAAGAUUGGCAGUCAGUGGUGAACUUCUUAGGGAAGCUUUCUCAUCCCAGCCUUGUCAAGCUAUUAGGAUACUGUUGGGAGGAUUAUGAUCUACUCCUUGUUUAUGAGUUCAUGCCAAGAGGAAGCUUGGAGAAUUACAUUUUCAGAAAAUUUUCAUUUCGAGUAGGGAGAUCUAGCACUGAACCACUAUCUUGGGACAGCAGACUCAAAAUAGCUAUUGGAGCAGCUCGAGGCUUAGCUUUCUUACACACUUCAGAAGUACAAAUCAUAUACAGAGAUUUCAAAACCUCAAACAUAUUGCUUGAUGAGAAUUAUAACGCAAGAAUCUCAGAUUUUGGCAUGGCAGAAUUGGGGCCAAUUUUUGUAGAGUCGCAUGUGUCAACUAGGAUUGUGGGCACAUAUGCUUAUGCUGCUCCAGAGUAUUUUGGAACAGGUCAUGUUACCACGAAGAGUAACGUGUAUUGCUUCGGUGUUGUGCUGCUUGAAAUUCUGACUGGGUUCCAGGCACUUGAUAGGCGUCGCCCCAUUGAACAGCAGAAUCUGGUCGAAUGGGCUAAACCACUUUUGUCUCAUGAAACACAGUUGAAAACCAUCAUGGAUCCAGGGAUUGAGGGACAAUGUUCCUUAAAGGCAGCGUUACAGACAGGACAGAUUAUUCUAAAAUGCCUAAAACUAGAUCCUAAAAGCCGACCUUCCAUGAAAGAAGUUGUGGAAGCAUUGGAACAUGUUCAGGAAAUUAAGGAAUAACCCUAGCAAUCCCUCCAAAGUGCUAAGACUGGAUCUACAGAUAUUAUGUAUGUACAGAUAUUGAACAGUCGUCUUCUUUUUAGUUCUUUUUUCCAUGUUGAAUUUUUAUAUUUUGGGCGGCAACUGUUGGAAUUCGUAACAAAUUAUGUUGUUGUAGUCACCAUUUGUGCAGAAUUGGAGGAUCGUUUCUUAAA
Prunus mume (Japanese apricot) is the source of this 2887-nucleotide messenger RNA. NCBI's taxonomy places the organism in Eukaryota, Viridiplantae, Streptophyta, Magnoliopsida, Rosales, Rosaceae. The record is from RefSeq and is a predicted model, not a curated record.